AUGAGUAACAACACCUCUGUUGUUGGUGGUAAAAUUUCAAUGCGAAAGAUGAAUGAUCAGGUGAUAAUUGUACAGAUUCUGGUGGGUAUUUUUCUUUGCAUCAACUCCAUGCUGAUUGCAACCUUUUUCACUAAGGAAAUCUUCUACACAAACAUGCGCUACAUUUUAUUCGUCACCACACUAUUUUCUGAUUCUGUAUAUUUAAUCAUCUCAAAUUUGCUGCUGAAUUUGAGCUAUUUUGCUGUUCCUGUACAAUCAUGGUCAUGUAUUUUCUUUUGCCUCCUGUCGUCUUUGUGUAAUUAUGUCACUCCUCUGACUCUGACAGCGAUGAGCCUGGAGCGCUAUGUGGCUGUCUGCAUGCCACUGCGUCAUGCAGAGCUGUGCACUGCAGGCAGAGCCCUGCAGGGCAUCCUCAUCAUUCACAGCCUCAGCAUCAUACCCUACAUUGUGGUUCUUAUAAUCUUCUUUUCUUCAGUCACCUUUAGCUUCUUCACACAACACAUCAUCUGCUCUAUGGAUGCUUUAAUUUUGCACAGGUGGCAGGGUCAUGUAAGGUCUGCGAUCAGUCAGUUUUACUUCCUGAUCAUGUGUAUCCUCAUCGCUUUCUCCUAUGUUCAAAUAAUAAAAGUGGCCAAAGCUGCAUCUGGAAACAACAAAGAGUCGACACAAAAAGGACUCAGAACUGUGAUCUUCCAUGCUUUCCAGCUGUUGCUCUGUCUCAUCCAGCUGUGGACCCCUUUCAUUGAAGCUGCUGUACUUCAGACUAAUUUCAGUUUACCGGUAUAUACAAACAUCCGAUACAUUAACUAUAUUCUGUUUAAUCUUUCUUCUCGAUGCCUGAGUCCUCUUAUCUACGGCCUGAGAGACGAAACGUUUCUACUUGCGCUGAAACACUGGCUGUUCUGCUGCCCAUUCAAGGCCAACAUGUUUAAACUGUGA
Messenger RNA from Xiphophorus maculatus (southern platyfish), 939 nucleotides. Its product is annotated as growth hormone secretagogue receptor type 1-like. NCBI's taxonomy places the organism in Eukaryota, Metazoa, Chordata, Actinopteri, Cyprinodontiformes, Poeciliidae. Gene Ontology annotation, molecular function: G protein-coupled receptor activity. The record is from RefSeq and is a predicted model, not a curated record. The transcript has a single exon. Bases 1 to 939 code for a protein of 312 amino acids. Gene Ontology annotation, cellular component: membrane. Gene Ontology annotation, biological process: G protein-coupled receptor signaling pathway.